GCUUUCGAUGAAAUUACUCGAUCAAAAUAUAUGGACAUUAUAACAACUUAUUUUUUGCGAAAAGAAUAAUCGAUCACAUUUUUUGCGAAAGAAGGAAGUAUUAAUGCUUUCGAUUAUCCAUUAGAGAAAGAAUUGUGCUCAGAAUUACUCGAUGAAAUGCCUAUGGAAGAUGCUAUUGAUGCUAAUAAACCGAACAAAGAAGUCAUCAGAUAUGCACAAUGCCUCCACCUAAGUCUCAAACUACACAUUUAGGUAAUUUUUCUCACUUCUCGAGGCCAAUCAGGGGCGAUGUGGGAGAAUCAUCAUCUAUCAAGACAGUAGGAUCGAGCACUUGUGGGAGUAACCAAGUUCCAAAUCAAGGUGAUGUGAGCAACAAUUUGAGCAGGUGUGUAUUUGAAAAAGGGUCAAAAGGCAAAGGACCGAUGAUUUCGGUUCAAGGAGUUCACGCAAAUACAUUUGAUACUACUAUGACUUCUUCAUCCGGUGGGCCUGGUUGUAGUUUUGGGAGGACAACAGGGAAGCAGAGUAUGAGCAAUCAGAACAACAAGAGGAAGGGGAGAGAUGCAGAGGAAUCUGAAUGCCAUAGCGAGGAGGCUGAAUAUGAAUCGAUUGAGGCUAAAAAGCACACUCAACAGUCUACAUCCACCAGAAAAAGUCGUGCUGCUGAAGUUCAUAAUCUAUCGGAGUGGAGAAGAAGAGACAGAAUUAAUGAGAAGAUGAGAGCAUUGCAAUAACUCCUUCCUCAUUGCAACAAGGUAAAGUAAACAUGAAAAUUUUAUGUUUUCCUUAUGAAAUUGUCUUUUCCAUUUUGAUAUAAUUAAUAUGUUCAAUGACAAGUUGCAUUAUUCUCUGAUAUCAAUGCUCUAAAGUUGCAUUAUUUCUCACCCCUUAUCUUUGCAAGUUGCAUUAUUUCUCUGAUAUCAAGUUGCAUUGUUUCUCACUCCUUACUUAAUUACAAGACUAGAAGGGACAGGAGACUAGCACAAAUAGUAUUGCUUCCAUAUUUUUGCGUGGUCACGUCGACUUGAACACAGGUAAGUGUUGUGGUCCUAUGUUGUGCCGUGAACUUGUAGCCUUUAGUCUUUCCAAUCUUUUGAAGUUGAAUAUUGGAUAAUUUUCUUGGAGUGCAAUGACAGUAAUGUUAAACCUGUAGCAGUUAAAUUGAACCAACUCUGCUAUGAUAAAUUCGACGUAAGUCUAUAAAAUCUUUCAUGGAGUUUUGUUUAUUGAAAUUGUUGAUUGUUUUCUGUGCAGAGCAAAGCUUGACAAGCAUGACAGACUCUUGGAAUUUGUUCGAAAACUCAAGUCUUCAUGUGUUGAAACGGUGGAGUCAGGCAAAAUGACUAAGGAUCUUGCCCUUCUUGUCCAUGGUCCUAAGUUAGUAUUCUCAUUCCGUGUUCUUUACUUAUCUUAUACAUCAACGGUUCAUGAAUCACAAUAUAUGAGUCAACAUGAUUUGUUCAAUAUUCGAUAAUCAAAAUUCACUAUAACUUCAAUCUUCUGUGAUAAAUUGAUUGUAGUCUCAGACUUCAUCACCUUUAUAAUUGCUAGAAUAAUCUGAUAAUUCUAGGUAGUUUUUCAUUAAUCCUUUAAUAAAUUUCUUUCUUCGCAUUGUAGCAACUUGUGGCUCAAUAAAUACGGUUAACAAGUCUUAAUAACUGACUAAUAGCAUUUCCUCAUUUUGCUUUUACAUAUUGUUUAUAUUGCGUUUUUGCUUUUUUGAUUAUCUGUAUUAUCUUUUCUUUUAAUAUGGUAUCAAGAGAGUUUUACCUAAGCAUAGAGGAAUUUAUUGAUGCUGUUGCGCAAAACCUGAAAGAUAAGAUUCAAGUGGCAACGACAACGGUUGUAUAGGUAUGUUCAAUUCUAUGUUUUAUCUACAAAUGCAAAAUGUUUUCAAUGAGUAGGUAGGAUAUAGUUUCUAAGUGGUAUAAUCGUUUCACUUGCAGAUAUUAGUUGUUUGCAUGUCAAUUUUGUUCGAAUGGCACAAACAGUAAUAGUGAAUCAGUGACCCAAUUGAGGUCUUAGUGACACGAGGAUGAAGCUAAGGACUUACCAAUAAUAACAGAUACUAACAAGCAGAAGAAGCUGUAUAAAUAUUUAUAAUCAAUAAUUUUGGUACAUAUACACAAUGUUAUACACAAUUAUUAAUGUGAACGAUAUAGAUUUUGAAUUGUGGAUAAUUGUUGUAUUCUUGCCGGAAUAUUUUCCUGUGAGUCAUCACAAGCAGUCACUUGGUUGGGAUUGGGCAGAGAAAGCAUGCUGAUGCUUAUCUUUAGGACUAUCCACUAAGUAAAACACAACUACCAACUUAUCCAUGUUGUGAAUGGUGGUGGCACGUAUCGUAUAUUGUACAUUUGAACAUUCACUUGAUCAAUGUAUCGAAGAUUUUUAUGUGUAUAAUUGUGUUCUUAUCCCCAAAAUUUUGGGAUAAAGUCUUUGUUGUAGUUGUUAAAUGUAAUUGCAAUAGAUUUGAUCUUUUUUAUUUGUAUAUGUAAAACAUUUGAUGUUUUAUUCAAAAAUUUCUACAUGUUUACAGGAGCAUAUAUCAGAUCAUAUAUCACAGUUGUCAGGUUAAAUGCCAGGUUCAAUGAUUAACCCAUAAUGUUGAACUACACAACUAUAUACAUUACUUGAAGGGAUAAAUAAGCAAGAGAUUUAACUAUCUGUGUUAAGAGUUUUAAUUAUCUAUGUUUCUAUGUUUAAAUAUGGUCUUCAAGUAUAUGAUGAAUUACAAACAAAUACCUAUCUGCAUAUCCUCAUUAGUUAUAUAUGAUGGACUUCAAAUAUGUUUAAGAUAAAUUUAUCGUGACAAAACAAUAUCCUCAUUGGUUAUAUAUGAUGGACUUCAAGUAUGUUUAAGAUAAAUUUAUCGCGACAAAACAAAAAUGAGAUGAGGAAAAAUUGCGCACAAAAAAAUCUGUAAAGAUGCCGUGCUUAGCACGGGAUGAAUACUAGU
Asparagus officinalis (garden asparagus) is the source of this 2956-nucleotide messenger RNA. RefSeq names its product transcription factor PIF4-like. Bases 219 to 734 code for a protein of 171 amino acids. Gene Ontology annotation, biological process: regulation of DNA-templated transcription. The transcript has 3 exons. The record is from RefSeq and is a predicted model, not a curated record. NCBI's taxonomy places the organism in Eukaryota, Viridiplantae, Streptophyta, Magnoliopsida, Asparagales, Asparagaceae. Gene Ontology annotation, molecular function: DNA-binding transcription factor activity; protein dimerization activity.